Molecule: messenger RNA, 2255 nt
Organism: Solanum tuberosum (potato)
Lineage: Eukaryota; Viridiplantae; Streptophyta; Magnoliopsida; Solanales; Solanaceae
Product: heparanase-like protein 1
Exons: 10
Coding region: 503-2125 (540 amino acids)
Cellular component (GO): membrane; plant-type cell wall
Molecular function (GO): beta-glucuronidase activity
Source: RefSeq, a predicted model, not a curated record
UUAGUUUCUAUUUCCUCCAAUUAUUUGUCUGCACUUUACACGAGUCACUGUUUCUGUACAUAUCUACCAAAAACUGAAUGAAUGAGUGAUGACUGUUAGUUGAUUCUGACACUUCUCACCCAAAAAAGAUUCAAUCUUUAUCUGAUUUCUCACAAAUCUGAACCCAACCCAUUUCAUUUUACUCCAUAUUCUUGCCAUUUACCCUUUUUUUUUGCUGUUUUUUUUCUCGGAAUUUGAGCUUAGAUUGGUGUCAUUAUUAGUGUUGGACGUUAUAACUCAUCUGGGUUGUGAGGUGAAGUUCCAUUGGUUCUUUAUUCCUUAGAUUAGAUGUUAGUAUAAGCUAUGUUGUUCGUACUCUCUAAAAAAUGAUGCCCCACCCGUGUCGAAGAUACUACUUUUGAAGAUCCAACAAGCACACGAGAACAUUUUUGAAGAGUUCGAGCAAUAUAAAUUUAUAUGAUUAGGUUCAAACAGCGGUGAAUUCGUGGAGGUUAAUCUUCUAAUGGACUUCAGAACCUUGUUGUUAAUCUUUUUGGCACUAUGCCCUGCACUUUCAGCACAAACAGUUAAAGAAAUAGUACUUACGAUUGAUGCAUCUACGAAAGUUGCCUGGACAGAUGCUAAUUACAUUUGUGCUACCAUUGAUUGGUGGCCUAAAGAGAAGUGUAACUACAAGCAAUGUCCUUGGGGUUCAGCAUCUAUUAUAAAUCUGGAUUUAACUCAUCCAUAUCUGGAGAAUGCUAUACGAGCUUUCAAGGGUUUGAGAUUACGGCUUGGAGGUUCUUUACAAGACCAAGUAAUAUAUGGCGUAGGGAACUUGAAAUCUCCUUGCAGUUCAUUCACCCAGCAGAAGGAUGGGUUGUUUGGAUUCUCUAGGGGAUGCUUACCUAUGCAGAGAUGGGAUGAGCUAAAUAACCUUUUCAAGAAGACAGGAGCACUUGUGACUUUUGGCUUGAAUGCACUGUAUGGGAGACAACCGACAAAUAGGCACGCGUGGGUAGGAAAUUGGGAUUCCAGCAAUGCCCUUGAUUUCAUAAAAUACACUGUUGCCAAGGGCUACCAGAUAAACUCAUGGGAAUUUGGAAAUGAAUUGAGUGGUAGCGGGAUUGGUGCAAGUGUUGAUGCUGCACAGUAUGGAAAAGAUGUUAUCCAGCUGCACAAUCUCUUAAACCAAGUAUAUCAGAACACCCCCGUACGUCCUCUACUAUUAGCACCAGGAGGAUUCUAUGAUCCUGGGUGGUUCGGCAAGCUCCUUCAGGUUUCAGGGCGUGGCACUGUCAAUGUCUUGACACAUCAUAUUUAUAAUCUUGGCCCGGGGUCUGAUAGCAAGCUAGUGGAUAAAAUUUUAAAUCCUGAAUACCUGAGUAGAACAGAAGGCACAUUCAGCAGUCUUACUCAAACCAUUCUAAGAAAUGGUCCUUGGGCUUCAGCUUGGGUUGGAGAAUCUGGUGGAGCCUUCAACAGUGGAGGUCCUGAUGUGUCUAACGCCUUUGUAGAUAGCUUUUGGUACUUAGAUCAGCUUGGGAUGGCAGCCAAGCACCAUACUAAAGUAUACUGCAGACAGACGCUUAUAGGUGGAAAUUAUGGGCUCCUUGAUACCGAUACGUUUGUUCCAAAUCCUGAUUAUUAUAGUGCACUUCUUUGGAAUAGACUGAUGGGAAAAGUAGUACUUGGUGUUUUCAACAGCGCAGCACCACAUUUGCGCACUUAUGCCCAUUGUACAAAAGAUAGAGCAGGUGUGACUUUACUUCUGAUAAAUUUAAGCACCCAGAUUCAGUACAAGGUCAACAUCCACUCUACUGCAGAAACCAGCUUGCAAGUAGGUGAGAAAAAGGUUCACAAGAAGAAAUCAUUCGCGCACAGUAUUAAAGAAAGUGUCUCAUGGGUAGGAACCAAGUCAUCAGAUGUUACAUUAUCGCGAGAAGAAUACCAUCUAACACCAGAAGGUGGCAACAUUAAAAGCAGAACAAUGCUCCUCAACGGGAAAUUAUUGCGACUCACAGAAACAGGAGACAUUCCAAGCUUGUCUCCAGUCUUUACAAAUCUUAACUCUCCAAUAUCUAUUGAACCAUUGUCCAUCAAGUUCAUUGUUUUCCCCAAUUUUAAUUCUCCCAGUUGUAGAUAGGUAUUAUUGAGAGCUUCAAUACAAAUAUAACUGUGGCUACAAUAAUACCAGCCCCUUAUAGCUGAUUAUAAUUUUUACAUGGAAUAACUCAUUACUCAUUAUAGAAUCAAAUAUACCAGUUCAACUUUUC